Molecule: messenger RNA, 1378 nt
Organism: Coccidioides posadasii C735 delta SOWgp
Lineage: Eukaryota; Fungi; Ascomycota; Eurotiomycetes; Onygenales; Onygenaceae
Biological process (GO): CENP-A containing chromatin assembly; DNA replication-dependent chromatin assembly
Cellular component (GO): nucleoplasm
Molecular function (GO): histone binding
Source: RefSeq, a predicted model, not a curated record
AUCCAUCGUACCCUCGUACAAAGCUUCCUUGAACAUUGCAUAAGAACGCGCCGUUUCGGUCCUUGAUGCCGGGAAUCACUCGAUCAUGCCAGAAACUUUAGAAUCUUCUUCUCAGGAAGAUCGCCUGGCAGAGCUUAAACGCCUAGCUUCUGCAAAGGAAGCGAUCAAAGACUAUAACUCCGCUGCCGACUUGUAUUCUCGAGCGGUUGAAAUACAAGCUGAAUUAAAUGGCGAAAUGGCUAUCGACAAUGCAGAUUUGCUUUACUCAUAUGGAAGAUGCCUCUAUCACGUUGCAGUGAGCAAAAGCGACGUAUUUGGCUCUAAGGCCGCUGUUCAAAAUGUGGUUGAAUCAUCGAAACCCCGGGGAAAGGAAUCGUCUAAUCAACCUCAAUUCUUUAUGCCUCAAAGUGACAAAAAUGACACUUCCACGGAAGAUAAAGCAGCUGCAGAGCGAGAUGUGAAAACAAACAGUGACACCGGUACCAAUAAAACUUAUUUUCAGUUUAACGGGGAUGAAAAUUUCGAUGACGACGACGAAGACGAGGAGGACGCCGGGGAUACGGGGCGCGAAGCGCUCGUCGAAGACGAUGAUUUCGAAAACGCAUUCGAAACUCUUGACAUGGCACGUGUGUUAUUAUCGCGGCAAUUGGACAGUAUAUUGCUGUCGUUUUCUGGCGAGAAAGGUGUUCCCGAGUCUACCGAAAUUAGAAGGCUGAAGGAGCGACUUUCCGAUAUUUACGAUUUACAAGCAGAAAUUUCCCUAGAGGGUGAAAGAUUCUCAGAGGCGGUGUCCGACCUGCGGGCUGCAUUGAAACUUAAACGUGAACUUUUUCCGCCAGGGGACUCUACAGUUGCUGAAUGUCAUUACAAAUUAUCUUUAGCCUUGGAAUUUUCUUCCGUCACCCAAACGAGUGGCGAAGAUAGCCAUGUGACAUCGCAAGUCGAUUUGCAAAUGAGAGCAGAAGCAGCAAAACAUAUGGAAGCGGCAAUCCAGUGCUGUAAGUUCAGAAUAUCUUCAGAAGAAGAGAAGUUGGCGGGUAUGGGGUCCGGCAAUAUCCAGGAACUGGCCAAGCUUAGUCGCAACAUAGAGGAUGUAAAGGAGAUUGUGGCCGAUAUGCAGCAAAGGCUUACUGAUCUACUUCAUCCACCAAAUUCAAUUACGGACUCUUUUCAGGUUCCGGAUCGUGUAUUGGAAAAUAGCAUACUUAAUCAAGUUCAGUCACCGGCGGGGAAAGUGUUACUGGAAGAAGCUAUCAAAGGCGCAAAUGAUUUGAACGCGUUUGUUCGGAAGAGAAAGCGAAAUCCCUCCACAGCGGAGACGCGAGAGUCGCUCGAAGAACCAGCCCCUUACAAAGAAAUGAAGCGACCUUCAACAUGA